This is a messenger RNA of Brugia pahangi, 2241 nucleotides long. The record is from the annotation of a GenBank genome assembly. NCBI's taxonomy places the organism in Eukaryota, Metazoa, Nematoda, Chromadorea, Rhabditida, Onchocercidae.
AUGGAUUCAAAAGAUAUCAAUUUCUCACCAAAAAACGCUUCGUCACUAAAGAGUGUAGCAAGAAUAACGAGACCGACUAACAAAUACAAAAGUGAUGAAUCGAAGAGGAUCUCUGCAGAUGCAGAUAAGAAGCGUAAAAGACGGAAAAGGAAACACCGUAAUCUGAACUAUAAUUAUAAAAGCUCCGGGAACAGAAAACAUAAAACAUGGAAAAAACUUAAAGAUGUGAAGAAGGCAGAAGUGAAACAAGAAGGAAUUCUAGAUGUAGACAAAAGCAGGAACAAGGUUCCACCGGAUCAAAUGACAACAAACGGGAAGUCAAAGUUACCUACAACAAAUAAUCAUUCAGAAGAAUCUCCUCACGAACCUGAAACAAAGCACAGCAAAUCGAAAAAUAUAAGUGGUAAUUUGAUCAGGAAGAAAAAAAAUAAAACGGAUGCUAGUUCGACAAGAAAUGAUCCAAAACAGAAACACAACAAAAGGCAUCAUGGAAAAGGCAUUAAGGAGAAAUCAAUCGAUUCAGAAAUAGCGGAAGGGAUUGAUGAAAAACCAGAUCCAGCAAUCGAUAAGACAAGGAAAACGGAAGUAGCAAAUAGACUUAAGCAAGGCAUAAAAAAACUUGUUGAGUUGAAUUCUAAAAGUAGUUCAGUGAAAGAUUCAAAAAGAGUCAACAAAUUAAAAAAAGGUAGAACAAAGAAGAAAAAGUCAGAAAAGGAACUAGCAAAAACUGAAAAAACUUCGGGCGCAAAUAAAGCAAAAAGAACGACUGUGAAACAGAAGAGUUUAAACGGUUCCGGUACAGAUUCGGAAAGUAUCACUGGAUCAGAAAAGAAGGAAAAGAAAAAGGCGAAAAAAUUAUGUGGGAAAAAAGGUAGGGAUUUUAAAUCUUCUGUUAAAUGUCGAAAGUCGUCGCAGAAGAUCAGAAUGAGGGAUAUGGUUCUGAAGGAAAAAGACAGAAGUAUAUCUGGAAAACAAUCAGAAAGUAUCAGCGAAUCAGCAAAAAAAAAAAAGAGAAAAAAGAUUAAAAGUAAAGAAAGAAAAACAAAGAAGCUUUCUGGAGAUCUUUAUGAAUCUGAAAGAAUUAGAAAUAAGAAGAAAGCUAAAAAAGACAAAAAUACUUCGAAAAGUAUGCGUGAGCAGUGUAAAAUAAAGAAGCGUAAAGCAAAAAAAGUGAAAAGUCAUCAUAUUCAUAAAGGAAAGGAUGAAAAUGAAAUUAAUAAUAAGAAAAUUAAAUUGGAGGAAGAGAAGGAAAAAAUGAGAGAAAGAGGCAUAAGAAAAUCUAAAAGUAAUGAGAAACUUAAUUUUCAUAAAAAAAUGAGACGAGUGGAUGAAAUCUUGAAAUCAGGAAGUGAAAAGGAGAACAAAGAAAAGGAAACUCAGGAAAAAAUAAGCUCCAGGAGAAAUAGGGGAAAGAGAAAGCGUGAAAGGGAGAUUCAAGAAGAUCAGAGAAGAGAGGACAAAUCAUCGGAAGUUACAAAGAGAUCCAUUUCUAUCUCUGCAGCAUUAUCAGAAAAAGAACAAUCUGACGUUGAUAUCCAACAAACCGAUCAAAAAGACAGUCCCACUGGUGAGGAAAAAGAACAAAUAGCAGCAAUCGAGAAACAAUCACAAGAGAAAAUGAAAAAGCAUAAAGUAAAUGAUAUGACAACGCCGAAACGAAUUUCACAUGGAAUGAAGAAAAUCGAAGAGUCAAAUAAUGAUGCUGCUCGGAGACCAGAAUCGUCAGAGGAACCAGCAAUAACGAUGAUGUCGAAUAAAAUCAAGGAGAAAAAAGUGAUGGAUGAGAGUAGCCCAUCAAAUGUGGUCCUGUCCUCAACAAGUGCUUCAAUAAGUUGUAGUGAUCAAGAUGCAAAUUCCAGCCCUGAAACAGAAGAUAAUGAAGCAAAUAAGUCACAGGACCGAUCAUAUGUUGAUGGACUUGUACAGAUUCGAACUAUUCUCGAGAUUUAUGGGAUAGAUGAACAGAAAACAGAAGCGUUUAAUAAGUUGUUGGACGAAGAUAUAUCAAUGACAGAAAAAGAAAUUGCUGCAAAUUUGAGGAAAGCAGUUUGUGAUUUACCAAUGGAUAAAGAACUCCUCGAAAAAGUACUCAAGAAAAUGCAAUUCAGUGGCCUGCUUAGGAAGCAAGAACAUGAAAUGCUAGAAAAGAAUUUGGUACCACAAGCAGUAAAUGAAAGUGUCACAAUUGCACUACUUGCGCAAGUGUUGCAGCGACAAAAACUCAAGAAAUCAAUUUCCUGA